GACUCAAAAUCACCACCACCCCCAUCUUAAAACCAGCCCCCAGCCCCCUCCACCUUUGACCAAGCCAGAACCAGAAGAAAGGUGGUGGUGGUGCUAAGUGGCGGUACUGGUGGUUGAUGGUCGGUGGUGGUGGUGGGGACACACAUCCCUCCCCCCCCCAACAGGACACCCCCAAACCUGCUUCUUCCUUCUCCACACCGCCCUCCCCCCAAACUCCAACCAACCCCCAACCCCAAACCUCCCCCAGAUGAUGGUGAAUGAUGAUCGUGCCACAUCAUGAAGCUCUUGUGGCAGGUAACUCUGCACCACCACCAGCAGCAGCAGCACCAGUAUCACCAGUACGACCACCACCACCACCACCAUCAUCAUCAUCACCACCAUCAUCAACCUUGGCCGAGUCGUCACCGGGCGUGGAGAGCAGCUUUGGUUUCCUACUUGACCGUCCACGCUUGGAUCUUCUACGUGGCCGCCGCCUCUCCGGGCCCUCAGAGCUGUCCGUCCGUCUGCUCCUGCACCAACCAGUUCAGCAAGGUGGUGUGUAACCGGCGGGGCCUGGCCGAGGUGCCCCCCGGCAUCCCCUCCAACACCCGCUAUCUCAACUUGAUGGAGAACAACAUCCAGCUGAUCCAAGCGGACACCUUCCGGCACUUGCACCACUUGGAGGUCCUCCAGCUGGGGAGGAAUUCCAUCAGGCAGAUAGAAGUUGGGGCCUUCAACGGCUUAGCCAGCCUCAACACCUUGGAGCUCUUUGAUAACUGGCUGACCGUCAUCCCCAGCGGCGCUUUCGAGUACCUCUCCAAGCUGAGGGAGCUGUGGUUGAGGAACAACCCCAUCGAGAGCAUCCCCUCCUACGCCUUCAACCGGGUGCCCUCCCUCAUGAGGUUGGACCUGGGGGAGCUGAAGAAGUUGGAGUACAUCUCGGAAGGGGCUUUUGAAGGCUUGUACAACCUCAAGUACCUGAACCUGGGGAUGUGCAACAUCAAGGACAUGCCCAACUUGACCCCCCUGGUGGGUCUGGAGGAGCUGGAGAUGUCGGGUAACCACUUCCCCGAGAUCAAACCCGGCUCCUUCCACGGCCUCAAGUCCCUCAAGAAGCUCUGGAUCAUGAACUCCCAGAUCAACUUGAUCGAGAGGAACGCCUUCGACGACCUGACGGCCUUGGUGGAGCUCAACCUGGCCCACAACAACCUCUCCUCCUUACCCCACGACCUCUUCGCUCCCUUGAGGUACUUGGUGGAGCUCCACCUGCACCACAACCCCUGGGACUGCGACUGCGACAUCCUGUGGCUGUCUUGGUGGCUCCGGGAGUACAUCCCCACCAACUCCACCUGCUGCGGGCGCUGCCAUGCCCCGCUCCACAUGCGGGGCAGGUUCCUGGUGGAGGUGGACCAGACCGCCUUCCAGUGCUCGGCGCCCUUCAUCAUGGACGCUCCCACGGACCUCAACAUCUCCGAGGGGAGGGUGGCGGAGCUCAAGUGCCGGACCCCUUCCAUGUCUUCGGUCAGGUGGCUGCUGCCCAACGGGACGGUGCUGAGCCACGCUUCCAACCACCCCCGGCUCUCCGUCCUCAACGACGGGACCUUGAACUUCUCCCAGGUCCUGCUGACGGACACGGGGCUCUACACCUGCAUGGUGACCAACGUGGCCGGCAACUCCAACGCCUCGGCUUACCUCAACGUGAGCACCGCCGAGCUCAACACCUCCAACUACAGCUUCUUCACCACCGUCACGGUGGAGACCACCGAGGUCUCCCCGGAGGAGAUCUCCCCCAAGUUCGGCAAGCCGGUUCCCACCACCUCCACCGGCUACCAACCGGCUUACACCACCACCACCACCGUCCUGGUCCAGACCACCAGGACCCCGAAGCAGGUGGCCGUCCCCACCGCCGACUCAACCGACAAGAUGCAAACCAGCUUGGACGAGGUGAUGAAGACCACCAAGAUCAUCAUCGGCUGCUUCGUGGCCGUCACCCUCUUGGCCGCCGCCAUGCUGAUCGUCUUCUACAAGCUCCGCAAGAGGCACCAACAGCGCAGCACCGUCACGGCCGCCAGGACGGUGGAGAUCAUCCAGGUGGAUGAGGACAUCCCACCCGCCGCCGCCAGCACCGCCACCAACGCCUCUUCGGCGGCGGCGGCGGCCAGCGGCGGCGGUGGUAGCUCAGGUGAGGUGUUGCCCACCCUCCAUGACCACAUGAACUUCAACACCUACAAAGCGGGGGGCCACGGGGCUCACUGGACAGAGAACAGUUUGGGCAACUCUUUGCACCCCCCCGGGACAACUCUGGCUGAGCCUCCCUAUAUAAUCCAAACCCACCCUAAGGACAAGGUGCAGGAGACCCAAAUAUGACUUGAUUUUA
Dryobates pubescens (Downy woodpecker) is the source of this 2356-nucleotide messenger RNA. RefSeq names its product leucine rich repeat containing 4 (gene LRRC4). The record is from RefSeq and is a predicted model, not a curated record. The coding region runs from base 277 to 2346 and encodes 689 amino acids. Lineage: Eukaryota; Metazoa; Chordata; Aves; Piciformes; Picidae. The transcript has a single exon. Gene Ontology annotation, biological process: modulation of chemical synaptic transmission; synaptic membrane adhesion; excitatory synapse assembly. Gene Ontology annotation, molecular function: protein binding. Gene Ontology annotation, cellular component: postsynaptic density membrane; plasma membrane; glutamatergic synapse.